Aspergillus niger is the source of this 648-nucleotide messenger RNA. RefSeq lists its product as hypothetical. The transcript has 5 exons. NCBI's taxonomy places the organism in Eukaryota, Fungi, Ascomycota, Eurotiomycetes, Eurotiales, Aspergillaceae. The coding region runs from base 1 to 648 and encodes 215 amino acids. The record is from RefSeq and is a predicted model, not a curated record.
AUGGGGGGGGGAAACAAGAGAGGUGGAAUGAAGGGGGAUUUCCUCCCUUCCGUUUUCCUGCCCGUACCAGUUUUUACCGCUCUGGAACGGCCACAACUGCCCCCUUUCACCCUGCAGUUCCCAACGGUCCAAUCACCACCCUUCUUCUUUCUCCAGAUUGAUCGGUCGCUGGUAAUAUUGGUAUCACUCGUAACCGAUGAUACAUCGAUACCUUACUGGUCGUACCACUCCCACUUUUCUAAACAGUCCAGUUACUCUCCCAUGGAUAGCGGGCUCCCAGGCACGGUUCCUCUAGCCUCUGUGCUCUCCCCAGUUCUUCUCAGGGGUCGGGGGCAGCAGAAGGCGUUUCCACCGCCGCCGUGGGUCGCUGCGGGCCGCCGUAGCGUCUAUUGGCCCGGAAUCCGCUGCCCUUCCGGCAUCCCCCAGCCAAAAGCGGACCCCCGGGCCUUAUCUACUUUACUGAUGCUCGGAAUGAACACCCGACAAGUUAUCGAUGAGUCUGUGGGGCCACUCUCACUCUCUGCUACAUUCAACAAUGAUACCUCCUGCUUCGCAGUUGGCUUGGACACGGGCUUCUGUGGUAGGUCCUGGCUAUGCCCUUCAUGCAAUAGCUUCCCUUUCGGGAUACCCAAGCUAAAGACGUUAUGA